AUGUGUCGCAACCAGCAGUGCAUAAAUAUUUAUCUUAAUGAUGUUAAUUUGCUCAUUGAUGAUAUGCAACAUAACUCAAUGACUGGAGGUACUGAUUUGGGUAGUGUUGAAAUUUCCGCAAACAUGAAUGUUAGGGUAGAAAAUGUUGAAAAGUCUAUAAAUGUGAAUGAUGCUUCUCAUGUUCAGAAUGAUACUGAAAUGUGGAAUGGUAAUGAAGUAGGGUAUUCUGAUAACUAUGGUGGUUUGUUGUUAAGUGGAUCUAGUACACAAGUUACUGUCACUGGAGGUCUCGAAAACCCUAUUCCAGUUGAGGCGAUUGUGAUGCAUGAGAAUGAUAGCACAUGUGAUGUAAACAUUGUUGAUGCUGGUGUGAAUUCUUUUCUUGAUGUCUCUCAAGUGAAUCUGAAGGCUAAGAGAAAAAGGAGGAUAACAAGAAAUAUCAAAGAAGAAAUUCAGUCUCUUAAAAUGAGUCAAAGGAAAGCAAAUGGUGGAACUUCUAGAACUAUAAAAGAUUGUCCACAAACAAAUGGUGAAACAGAUGAUGAAAAUAUUAGUGAUUGGAAUGAUUCAGACGACGAUUUUGAUGAUGAUCCUUUCAAUGGGUGUUUGAACAAGACAGCAUUUCAGUUACAUGAGGGGGGAAAAUUUGAAAUUGUGAAAGAUAUGCUAUUUGAGAGUGUAGAAGCUUAUAGGAAAGUCUUAUAUGAGUAUUCCAUUAUGUGGGGAUUCAUUAUUAUUGAGUACAAAACUGAUGCCACCAGAGUUAUAGCAUAUUGUGAUGUGAUGGCUGAGAAAAUAGUGGAUUUAGUCAGGGCUGAUCGAAAUGUGAAACUUGAUAAUCUAAGAGAUGCUUUGAUAAAAUUGGGAGCGCACCCUUCAAAUAAGAAACUCUGUAGGGCAAGAAUGUUGGUAGCUGAGAUGUUAGAUGGAAGCCAUGGCGACUCUUGGAAAUUGCUCCCUAAAUACUUUGAGAUGGUGAAACAAAGUAACCCAGGGAUGGUGGCAAAGAUAGAAUAUUCAAUGGCCCCUGGUAAGGACAUUCCUAAUAUUAUGAGAGCCUUUAUAGGGUUUAAGCCACUGGCAAAUGGAAAUGGAGGUGUUGCUAGAAAUUGUUUUAGUGGAAGUGGAAGUAAUGCUCCUAGAAUUGGUGGUGGUGAAAGUAGUGUUGGUGGAAGUAGUGCUACUGAACAAAAUGGAGCAACUACAUUUGCUACUGGUGGUUCAAGCCAAGCAAAUAUUGCUACUCAAUCAAGCCAGGCAUGCAUUCUAACUCAAUCUAUACAAGGAUCCAAUGCCUCAGAUCAGAGUACUAAUCCAAGCCAAGUUGUCAUUCCAACAACCCGAAGAUUUGAAAAAAUCAAAAGAAAAAAGACUGUCACUAAUACCCAGAGGGGUCAAAUGGUAGACAUACAACUUCUUUGUGAAGCUGAUCAGUAUGGAUUAAGAAAGCUACUAAAUGAAACUCUUAAGCAGUUGGGGGAAAAAACCGAAAAAGUUCAGCAAAAAGAUGAUGACAAUGAGUUGCUAGAUGAUCAAAUAAUGCAAAAUACUAUGCCAAUGAGAGGGAACAAACAAACUCAAGCACCAGCCCUCGAAAACAAGAAUGUAAAGUACCAGGAGGUUAGUAAUUCUGUGAGUGUUGAAAGGAUGUUUGGAAGUGCAAGGGCAUCAACAUUGCUUGGCGGUGAAUUGUCAGGCAGAUUUGUGUCAUCAUUCUAUUACACAAUUAGUUGUUCCGAGGAAUUCUGUUUCAAAUUAAGCUCCAUAUGCUUCCCUCCCGUCAAGCCUUCUAGUGAUUCUUCUUCUGGUUUCUCGAGAAGUAGCUCCAGAUUCAAAAUAGAUCAGAACAAUCCAAUCCACAAAAUUAUGGCGAGUACAAGCACGGUAAAGCUUACCUGGGUUGUCGACGGAACUCGAAAUCCUAAUGUUGCAAGUUUCCCCACAUUUGUUGCAAUUAAGCUUAUUCUCCUCGGCUGCGGUGGUGCGGCGUGUGCGAAGGCAAGGAAGCAAGGUGUUGGUGAAGCUGCCGGCUUGGUUUUGUUGAUGCUGCUGCUGCUGGCUGCGUUGGUGGAGAUGGAGGAUGGUGAUAAUGGCUUCGGUGGUCAGAUGGUGGCUGGUGCGCGCGGUGGUGAAGAGGAAGGCGGAGAAGAGGAAGAAAGCGGAGAAGAGGAAGAAGGUGAUGAUGGCGGUCGAUGGUGA
Messenger RNA from Oldenlandia corymbosa var. corymbosa, 2199 nucleotides. Lineage: Eukaryota; Viridiplantae; Streptophyta; Magnoliopsida; Gentianales; Rubiaceae. The record is from the annotation of a GenBank genome assembly.